This is a messenger RNA of Hevea brasiliensis (rubber tree), 1560 nucleotides long. RefSeq lists its product as uncharacterized. Lineage: Eukaryota; Viridiplantae; Streptophyta; Magnoliopsida; Malpighiales; Euphorbiaceae. The transcript has a single exon. The coding region runs from base 266 to 1207 and encodes 313 amino acids. The record is from RefSeq and is a predicted model, not a curated record.
CUGAGCUGCCAAAAGCUUGUCAAACUCUGUAUUUUAACACCUUGCGCUCCAAGCCAAUAAAUUUCCAAAGUAAACCUCACAGAAAGCUCUGGAACCAUUAGAAUUUCCCCUCUUUUCCCUCUUAAAAACCCCCACUCUCCUCCAAUCCACUCCUACGCCUCCUCCUCCUCUCUCUCUCUCUCUUUCUCUCUCGUCAACGUUUAUAUCCGAUACCUAAUUCUUCAAUAAAAUCACCCAAGAAAACCAAGAAUUUGCAGAAACAUUCAUGGGUACUUUGGUGGGUCAUGUAGCUCCAGGCUUUGCCUUCUUUUUUCUUGGUUUUUGGCACUUGUUUAAUCAUAUCAGACUCCAUGCUCAACAACCCAAAUCUUAUACCUCUUCUCCUUGGUUUCCAACCUCAAAAUUUAGGUACAUAGAGCUUUUCUUGAUUAUGAUAGGGAGCUCUAUCUCUGUAUCUAUGGAGCUGUUUAUUGGUCCUAAGAGACACCAACCCUUUGAUCCUGAUGGAACCAUACCAUCAAACCAUCUUCAUAACUUUGAGCACUCUUCGAUAUCAAUGACUUUCUUUGUAUAUGCAGCUUUUGCAAUUGUUCUUGAUAAAAUUGGGCCAAAGGCUCAAUAUGGUUUAACUCAAUUUCUUGCAGCAUUAGCCUUUGGGCAACAGCUUUUUCUGUUCCAUCUUCACUCAGCUGACCACAUGGGUGUCGAAGGUCAAUACCACUUACUUCUCCAAAUUGUCAUAGUUGUUUCUCUAGCCACCACUCUCAUGGCUAUUGGGCUUCCUAAGAGUUUCAUGGUCGGCUUUGUUAGGUCUUCAAGUAUUAUGUACCAAGGUGUGUGGCUUAUAACCAUGGGGUAUGUGCUUUGGACACCAUCUUUAGUACCCAAAGGUUGCUUUAUUCACUUAGAGGAAGGUCAUCAAGUGGUUAGAUGUUCAGGGGAGGAGAGUCUACACAGGGCUAAAUCACUAGUCAACAUUCAAUUCAGCUGGUUCUUAAUUGGAAUUACCAUUUUUGUGAUGUGCUUCUAUUUGGCCAUGCUCAAAUUCUAUGGUGAACAAAAAAUUGAGUACUCAUCUUUAACAAAAGAAGAUCAGCAGUUGCUAGAAGAAGACUCAGAUGAUGUUGAAUCACAAAAGGGACCCAGCAAAUCAAACAGUUUUAUGCAUAUAGGAAGAAGCUUUGCCCCAGUUGACAUGGAAAGGUAAGAAGAAGAAGAAGAAGAUAGCGGAGAGUUUGAAAGUGAAAUGUGAUUAGGUAUGUGUACAAAUUUAAUACUAGGUUGCUUGGUGGGGUCCCACACUCUUUGUUUAAUUAAGCAUUCAAUAGUGUUUGGUUAAUGAAAAAACAACGACGUGGGAAGAAAGUGUGCUAUUUAUUAGGUCGAAGUUGGCGUGAAAUUAUUUGGCUUGUAUUGAUUUAUGGGUCUUAGAGCUUCAUUUUUUUUUUUUUUUUAAUUCAUUGAUAUUGUCUCUUAUGUAUGGGGAAAAAAAAAAAAAAUUCUCUUGAGACCACCAACUGUUAAAAGGAAAUUGUUGAUUUCAUUUAUACAUUCUUUGCA